Molecule: messenger RNA, 2188 nt
Organism: Haliotis rufescens (red abalone)
Lineage: Eukaryota; Metazoa; Mollusca; Gastropoda; Lepetellida; Haliotidae
Exons: 5
Coding region: 118-2043 (641 amino acids)
Source: RefSeq, a predicted model, not a curated record
UCGAGUCGCGUGCUUGCCAACUAAACUGUUUGCAAACUGGCGGUGCUUAGGCGCGGAUUACAGUGCUCGAUAACGUAUGUGCUAGUUGUGAAGUAUACGCCCAUGUACCUGGUCUAAAUGAUUUUGCUAAUAAGCAAUGGAGAAAUGGCUAAACAUGACGUGACGUUUCACGAAAAACACACUUCUCUUAACCAAGAUCGUCUGGUCCAGAAUAGGUUACUUGCAGCAGACGACCGAUAUGACAAAGAAGCGCUGAUUGAAUUUAUUGGAAAUUCGUCGAAACCAAAAACUGCCAAAAGUAUUAGAGAGAAAAGCGAAGAACUGACAGGCUGGUUACACAGUUCCAAAGUGGCACUUAGGAAACCAGAAAAGGACUCGGUGAAUUCCAAAGGAAAGGAUGGACCGCGGGAAUUUUUGAGUUGGAGAGAUUCACGAUUGAAACUUACCCCCAACCCCAGAGAAAAUUAUGUGUUUAAACAUUAUCAGGACAUUAGGUACUAUAUGAAACAAUAUCGAGAGGAGAAUUCAACAUUAGACACCGCAUCGCCCCAAGCUCCUAAACGAGUCAGUGCGUUCUACCACCCAGGGUUUUACAACGUGGCUCCUCAACCAAAUCGUGAAUAUUCCAGUUGUCAUUUGUUGUCAAAAAUAGCCCAGUCCUCGCAAAAUGGAACUUUUCAGUACACCAGACGGGAUAGUCAAAAGUUUGAUAAACCUUCACUGGUUCCCAAUUUAUACAAACUAGUCUCAACUACCGCACGCGCUGAUUCGGCAUCUUCCAGUGAGAACGAAGCAAAAGGAAAUACUGUACCUCGGAAUACAUCAGCGAGUGGUACAAGAUCUAAACCACCUGCAACCGCAGGUAAAACUCCCACGAAAGUUAGCGUUCCAACACCUCACAAUGCGAUAUCAAGUGUCCAAAGCAAGCUAUCAGGUUCCAACGUCCCGGGGUCAAAUGGGUUUCAUGUGAAGUCGGAAGUAUUGCCAACAGGGUCAAGGACACUGGACACCCUGGCUUGUGUUGCUGCUCAGGAAGGACAGCCAGAUGUGGAGGAGGCUGAGAAGGCUACAGCAGCUUCGGAGGCGAGCGAGGCCAUCAGUAUUGGUAAGCUCUCGACGACGUGCUUGGGAGCCGACGCUGUCGUCAAGCAGUCUCCAAAACUAGAGGCAUCAUGCACAUAUCACAUCUUCCCCUCCGAGUCUGUCCUUACACAACAAGCAACCAUUGUUAGCAGUAGUAGUACCAUGAUGUGGAACCCACAGAAAUCAGCGUUUGAACGGAAACCUGCGAAAGGAAAUGAAAAGGAUGCUGGGAUGAAUUCCCCAUUUAAACAACCGCGGUCCAAUGUUAAGUUGUCUGUUAGAAGGGGUGACACAAAUGGGAAUCGGUCGAAAAGAAAAUAUGGCAAAGAUGAGUUCCCUCCCUUGGCAACAGGUAAAAUGGCUAAGGGAAGUGCGGUGAGAGAACACACAUUAGCACUGAUGGAAAUAAAAGGGGAAACGUCAGAAGCUGAAAAAGAACCAGUGUUAAAAGUUCAGAGUCUCAGCUCUCAGGGCCGGAGUCACAGCACGGUUAGUUAUGGAGAGUUACAUGGGAGCAAGAAAUCACGGAAAAUGCGCACACCUACCAAAAAGUAUUGCCGCUCCCCCAUUGAUGAGGGUGAGGCUCGACACGGGUCAGCAGGGCUGGUUGAUCAGCUCCACCCAGGCUUCGAACUCUGUGUGGCAGAAGGUCCUCUUGAGGACGUGAUGACUCCGGAAGGAUUUGUGCCGUAUCAUCAAUACUGGAAUCACAACGUUCCUCAACGUGCGAUCGCAUUGACCAGAACAAAGAAGUGGUGUGUGGACUCGGAUCACAAUCUGAAGCACCUUGCGGAGAUGGUUCUGGCAGAUCCCCCGCCUCUCAUGGCGGAGUUUGAGAAUGGGUCUGGACAGCAGGUUCAAGGACCGUCUAUCGCAUCUGGGGUAAACCGAAUGUGGUUUGAUACAAAUGGCCGCGCGUAUGUCAGCCUAGCAACUCGCUAUGACCCUGUUACAAAGUAGUUAGAAACCAGGUGACCUUGACCCCAAGAACACUUGAUGGCCUGUCAUGGAGGGAGAAGCUGGAGGUUCUUCGACAGAUUAACAAACCACGGGAGAGGAUAAAACGAAGACCGCUUCGACUUACAUUCUACAAGGCUCAUGCAGA